This is a messenger RNA of Boeremia exigua, 684 nucleotides long. RefSeq lists its product as uncharacterized. The record is from RefSeq and is a predicted model, not a curated record. The transcript has a single exon. The annotation marks the transcript as partial. NCBI's taxonomy places the organism in Eukaryota, Fungi, Ascomycota, Dothideomycetes, Pleosporales, Didymellaceae.
AUGUGCAAGAUUAUCAAGUACCGAUAUGCCUGUCAGCACGGAUUCAGCGUGAGACUGUCCAAAUGUGGCGGCACAAAACACAAACAGUCACGUCGCCGGCCAACAGCUGCAUGCAAGCCUGGUGCGUACAUUAACAUGUUCAUUCCCGUCAACUGCGGUCCGUGCGAGUUUCUAGCUUUCGAGAGGGAUCGAGACCGAAAGUUGUCUAUGGCAGAGGGGUUUCUGGAAAAGAUCACGGAGAAACAGUUUCCUGGAGUGCUUGAGGUGACGAUUUUGGUCGACGAGCUGAAGAAUAGGCUCAGUACUGAGACGUGGGUUGCCCAAAAGCGCUUUCCUGACACCCACAAGGACCGCACUAUUAUCCGAGUCGAGCUUGGCCACUCCACGGCCCAAGCAUCUCCCCUCCGCAACGAAGUGUUCCCUGACGACAUACCUGAGCCGCCAGAGGUGAUUCACCCCGAUCAUCCAGACUACGUCUACGAUUACGACUAUGUUGCCAGUACUGAUCCAUUGCAUCCAGUCGACGUGAACUACACGGUUUAUGAAACUGAUUCCACCUGGAUAGCAGACUAUUUCUCACCUGAGGAUUUGGAACAGACAGGUGAUGAGGUUGGCUUUGACGCGACGGACGAGGCGAACGCAGCAUGGACGGCAAACACUCCGGAACCACCUGCACCGACAUCG